Rhinopithecus roxellana (golden snub-nosed monkey) is the source of this 1095-nucleotide messenger RNA. RefSeq names its product basic salivary proline-rich protein 3-like. Bases 33 to 962 code for a protein of 309 amino acids. The record is from RefSeq and is a predicted model, not a curated record. NCBI's taxonomy places the organism in Eukaryota, Metazoa, Chordata, Mammalia, Primates, Cercopithecidae. The transcript has 4 exons.
GAGUUGGGAGCAACUCCAGAGCCUCCUGCAAGAUGCUGCUGAUUUUGCUGUCAGUGGCCCUGCUGGCCUUGAGUCCAGCUCGGAGCUUAAGUGAAGAUGUGAUCCAGGAAGAAUCUCCCUCCCUAAAAUCAGGAAAGCCAGAAGGACCACCCCCACAAGGAGGCAACCAGUCCCAAGGUCCCCCACCUCGUCCAGGAAAGCCAGACGGACCACCCCCACAAGGAGGCAACCAGUCCCAAGGUCCCCCACCUCAUCCAGGAAAGCCAGACAGACCACCCCCACAAGGAGGCAACCAGUCCCAAGGUCCCCCACCUCAUCCAGGAAAGCCAGACGGACCACCCCCACAAGGAGGCAACCAGUCCCAAGGUCCCUCAUCUCGUCCAGGAAAGCCAGACGGACCACCCCCACAAGGAGGCAACCAGUCCCAAGGUCCCCCACCUCAUCCAGGAAAGCCAGACAGACCACCCCCACAAGGAGGCAACCAGUCCCAAGGUCCCCCACCUCGUCCAGGAAAGCCAGACGGACCACCCCCACAAGGAGGCAACCAGUCCCAAGGUCCCUCAUCUCGUCAAGAAAAGCCAGACAGACCACCCCCACAAGGAGGCAACCAGUCCCAAGGUCCCCCACCUCAUCCAGGAAAGCCAGACGGACCACCCCCACAAGGAGGCAACCAGUCUCAAGGUCCCCCACCUCGUCCAGGAAAGCCAGACGGAACACCUCCACAAGGAGGCAACCAGUCCCAAGGUUCCCCACCUACUCGUGGAAAGCCACAAGGAUCACCCCAACAAGGAGGCAACAAACCUCAAGGUCCCCCACCUCCAGGAAAGCCACAAGGACCACCCCCACCAGGAGGCAAUCCCCAGCAGCCUCCACCACCUCCUGCUGGAAAGCCCCAGGGACCACCUCCACCUCGUCAAGGUGGCAGACCAUCCAGGCCUCCCCAGGGACAGCCUCCCCAGUAAUCGAGGUUCAAUGACAGAAACUGAAUAAGAAGAUGACAGUGAUUCAAAUGAUUCAAAUGCCAUGAUAUUGGAAGAAGGUGGUCAUAGCUCUAACUUCAAUAUACCAAUAAAAUAAUCAGCUUGCAAUUUCUGA